This is a messenger RNA of Neoarthrinium moseri, 1452 nucleotides long. RefSeq lists its product as uncharacterized. Gene Ontology annotation, molecular function: transmembrane transporter activity. The record is from RefSeq and is a predicted model, not a curated record. The coding region runs from base 1 to 1452 and encodes 483 amino acids. Gene Ontology annotation, biological process: transmembrane transport. The transcript has 4 exons. Lineage: Eukaryota; Fungi; Ascomycota; Sordariomycetes; Amphisphaeriales; Apiosporaceae.
AUGGACGCAACACAACCAGACUCCGCUCGCGUUGUGGCCGACACUUCUGAAUCCUUACUCCCGGGAUUAUUCCCAGUAGAAAGCCAAGUCGUCCCUGUCAAGGAAAACUCUUCAGGAAAUUCAGGUCUGGUUUCCGACGAAGACGAAGUUUAUAAUCGCUUCUCUAGACGGCGGAAAGCAGUGUUCGUGACCAUACUCUCGUUUUGCGCGCUCUUGUCACCCAUUUCUUCCACAGGAAGCCUGACGGCGGUGCCAGAGAUCGCGGCGGCCUUUCAAACGACGGGCAGCGUGGUCAAUAUCAGCAAUGGAUUAUAUACUGGCGCCAUGGGCGUAUCUGCCUUCAUAUGGGGGUCAUUGAGCACCCUGUGUGGGCGUCGACUAGUCUUACUCUGCAGCGUCCUGUCCUUCUUCGCCUUCUCCCUUGGAACAGCGCUGUCCCCCAACCUGGCGGCCUUCUUUGCCUUUCGCACCUUGAGUGGAUUCGGCGGCACUGGCCUCCUCGUUACUGGGCCAGGAUGUAUCGGAGAUCUAUAUAAGCCUACCGAAAGGGGGACAGCAAUAGGGUGGUUCUCGAGCGGAACGCUUGUUGGCCCAGCCCUUGGACCGCUUCUUGGGAGUGCCAUUGUCACCUACGUCAACUGGAGAGACAUCUACUGGCUGCAAACCGCAAUGGCGGGUCUUGCCUCUGUCCUCGCCAUAUUUGUCAUCCCCGAAACGAUUCACCAGAAACAAUGGGCAGCCAUACCCAAAGAUAGACGCGUGCGCGAAACUUUCAGAGCGCUGAACCCGGCCAAGUUGCUUGCUCUCAUUGGGGACGUCAAUAUCUUGCUGGUCGCGCUCGCUUCCUCAGCGCUGGUGUGGAACAUGUACUCUUUCCUGGUCCCCAUCGUGUACGUGAUCAACCCCAGACUUGGACUCACGACUCCCCUGCAAUCUGGCUUGUUCUACCUCGCCCCGGGCUCUGGCUACCUCCUGGGGACGUUCUUUGGCGGCAGAUGGGCCGACCGCGUGGUCAAGAAGUGGAUGCGUAAGCGGAACGGGGAGCGCAGGCCUGCAGACCGACUGAGGGCGGCUGUCCCGUGGAUGGGUCUUGGGAUUCCCAGCUGUAUGUUGGUGUAUGGGUGGUGCCUGGAGUAUAACCGCGGCGGAAUCCCAGUGAUAGUUCUUUCCAUGUUCUUCCAGGGCUUCUGCCAGCUCAUGGUCUUUCCCUCCGUCGGCACAUACUGUCUGGACGUGAUGCCAUCUAGGUCAGCCGAGGUGACGGCCGCGAACUAUCUCCUCAGAUACAUAUUCGGGGCCGCCGGGAGUGCUGUCGUGCUGCCUGCAGUCGAGAAGAUCGGCAUUGGCGCCUUCAGCACCAUCAGCGCGGGUUUCGUGGCUAUCGCCUGCGGCGGCGUGCUCUUGGUUAUCCAUGAUAAGGUUCCUUAUACACGCAAGCACACUCCUGGGUGA